UCGUGUGUGUGUGUGUGUGUGUGUGUGUGCGCGCGCGUGCCGCUCAACCAGCUCAGCUUCGGUCUGAUUGUCAGACGUUUCUGCAUUCUCUGACCCUGCAGAAUUUUGGUGGUCCUGGGAGCUGAAAUGAAACAUGCCAAGGAAUUGUGGGAUCCUGUCAGCCCCAAUUAUUUUCGGGGAGAAACUGACUGUCCCGCUAUCCCUUAAUACAUCUUAAUUCACCAUAGGUCACAGCAUCUGUGCUUUGUCGGGAAUAUGUAUUGCCUCAGAAGGAAGCGACUGCAGUUGAGGCGAGUCUUAUUUCUGCUGGCCGGGGUCUUCAUCUGCAUCGUGUACCAGCUGACCCUCAGCGCCGGACGCUACGAGACGUCCCCUUCGCCCCAGAUUGGAGACGCUUUCACGGAGGGCUCAGCCGGAUGGGUCGAGGAUGUUACGCCCGAGAGUCGAGAGAAGCCAAGAAACCAAACGACCCCGGUGACCCCCUCUAAUUCAACCGCAGAUGAUAACGCUGCCAGUAAAACUCCACCGCCAGCCACCACCAACCGGACUAUUGUGCAUUGCAUCUAUGUCCCCCCCGAUCCUAAGGAUGAGGCCCCCACUUCAUCUUCUCCUGGCGAUGCUCCUCACAUGAAGGGAGAGUACCCCACAGAUGUAUUUUCAGUGGAGGAGCGCAGACGAGGCUGGGUGACCUUGCACAUCUUCGGCAUGAUGUACAUGUUUGUGUCACUUGCGAUUGUGUGUGAUGAAUUCUUUGUCCCUGCACUGGGGGUCAUCAUAGACAAGUUAGAGAUAUCGGACGACGUGGCGGGAGCUACUUUCAUGGCGGCGGGGGGAUCUGCCCCUGAACUUUUCACCUCCUUGAUCGGGGUCUUCGUAGCCCACAGCAACGUGGGUAUCGGGACUAUUGUCGGCUCUGCGGUUUUCAACAUUCUCUUUGUGAUCGGGAUGUGCGCUUUGUUUUCCCGGGAGGUUCUUCAUCUCACCUGGUGGCCUCUCUUCAGAGAUGUUUCCUUCUACAUAGUGGACCUUAUUUUGCUCAUCAUCUUCUUCCUGGACAAUGUCAUCAUGUGGUGGGAGAGUAUGAUGCUGGUGGCCAGCUACACCGUGUACGUCAUCUUCAUGAAGUUUAACGCCCAAAUAGAACACGUGGUCAAGACGCAGCUUUACAAACACAAGAGCAUUGUCCAAAUUAUUACCGAUGAGGAGCCUGAAGUGACCAAGGUCAAUGGGGGCGGUCAAGAUAACGCCCCUCCUGAUCCAGAAGACAGGAAUCGGUUAAAGUUGAAGCCAUCCCUUCAACGCGGUGGAAGUUCAGCGUCUUUGCACAACAGCACCAUGAGGAACACCAUUUUCCAACUCAUGAUCCACACAUUGGACCCCCUGGGAGAAGGUGGGAAAUUCAAGGACAAGGCUGAGAGUCUGAAUAAUGUAGUGAGACGAAAGGCUGAAGGUGAAGUUGCAGCAAAGAGUGAAGAUGGAGAGGAUGGGCAGGAUCAGGCUCAAGAGGACGAAGCUGGCGCAAGUGAGAAGAAGAAGGAGCCCCCAGAGGAAGAGAAGGAAGACCAGCCGGCGGGGGGAGACGGCUCAGACAAGUCAGGCAGUGUUGAGGAGGACAGUGAGGAAGAUGAUAGUGAUGAAGACGACAGUGACGAUGACUCCAGCGAAGAUGAGGAUAAGGAGAACGAGGAGGAGCCUCUUUCUUUAGCGUGGCCCGACACGCGACGGAAGCGAGUCACUUACCUCAUCCUGCUGCCCAUCGUCUUCCCUCUGUGGCUCACCGUCCCUGACGUCCGCAAACAGAAUUCCAGGAAAUUUUUCGUGGUCACCUUCCUGGGCUCCAUUCUGUGGAUUGCUAUCUUCUCUUAUCUCAUGAUGUGGUGGGCCCAUCAGGUGGGCGAGACCAUCGGCAUCUCUGAGGAGAUUAUGGGCCUGACUAUCCUGGCUGCGGGGACGUCCAUCCCUGAUCUCAUCACCAGCGUGAUCGUGGCCCGUAAAGGACUUGGCGACAUGGCCGUGUCCAGCUCCGUGGGCAGCAAUAUCUUUGACAUCACUGUCGGUUUGCCGCUGCCAUGGCUCAUGUACUCGUUCAUCCACGGUAUGGUUCCCGUGGCCGUCAGCAGCAACGGGCUGUUCUGCGCCAUUGUGCUGCUCUUCCUCAUGCUCCUCUUUGUCAUCAUCUCCAUCGCGUCGUACAAGUGGAAGAUGAACAAGGCUCUGGGAUUCACCAUGUUCCUUCUCUACUUCAUCUUCCUGGUUCUAAGCGUCAUGCUGGAGGACCGCAUCAUCGUCUGCCCCGUCUCCAUCUGAAGGUCACGUGACGCCACGCCAGGCGUUCGCUCGACCUGGGACUCCAGCGCGCAUUUCCUGUGUAUGGUGCACAUAGUGAACAAUUAGGGUGCAUGCAGGAUGCGCUUGGAACUGUCUGCAUUGAUUUUGAUACUAAAUUGAGGCUUUUUUCUGGAUUUCCCAUUGCAUAAAAAGAUGAAAACUACUGUCCUGUAUCAUAGCGUACAGUAGAACAGCACUUGUAGCCGAUAAUACAUUUACAAUAAACUAACAGGUUAAUGAAUGAUAAAUGUAUAGUUUGGCUGAUUUUAUGGUUUGUAAAAUGUGAGUGUUCUACAAUAGUUGUCAAGGAAUCAAUUCAGGUUUACCCCACACUUCAGUAUAUUAUAGAAAAGCUUUUCAGUAUGAUGUGUGAGAGGAUUUCAGUUAUAACAGGUAUUUCAGUAAAACUGGAAGAACUUCUGUUUUUAACUACAAUGCGUCUCUCAUUAUGAGGGGCCAUAAGGGACAUAUUUCAGUAUUACCUAGCAAUCGCACUACUAAAAUGUUCUCUUACCCUCAACUGACAUACAGUGAUCCAGCAUUACUCCUCACACACACAACUGAAGUGCUCUCAGACCCACUACUGAGACGCGCAUUUCAGUAUCCUACACGAGAGCAUUUACGUGUGUGAGCGUUUCAGUAGAACGCAUGAGAGCAUGUAUGGAUAUCACAUGAGAGUUUCACUGUGGUGUGUGAGAGGAUUUCAGUAAAACAGGAAGGCCUCACUAACGUCUGCCUGCAAGUUGCCAAACCGAAGCAGUAGCGUGAGAGCAUUUCGUUGGUGUGUGAGAGCAGUAGCGUGUGUGUGAGUAGAUAAUUUGCCAGCAGUGUGUGUUUCAGUUAAGCGUGAGAGGUAAUCCCGAUUUUUGUCUGACGGACCCACAUUUAAAAAUACAAACUGUUUUUAAAAAAAAAAUUGCAGACCAUUUUGCUUUGUCACACAGUUUAAACUGAAAUUUAAUGUAAAUCAGUCAUUUUAACAAAUAAUCAGAUAUUGAAAAACAUUUCAAUAAGUUUCACUUCCUUUGUACGUUGUUUCAUAUAAAUUAGUGUCCAUCUUACAAAUGGUGAAUAACAAACAUACAGUGGCCUUGACACAAGAUGUAGACAUCAAGUGGUGAGUUUUAUUGAGAAGGCUAAUUCACAAGGCUAAACAAGACUGAUUCAAAGCAAGGACAGAGCAUCAAUGUGAGCGAAAGGGCAUCACGGUACAAAAAGAAGUUUGUUUGUCAGCUUCUAUCAGGACACCGUGACUCUAGGAAGUGAUGUGGUGUCAGGGCAGGGCACAGCUGUUGUUUCAAACCUAAAACCUUGCACAGGAAAAUCUACUUUGUGCAAGAAAACCUGUCAUACCUUCACUUUUUAAAUGAAUCACUUCAUUUUUAUUAUGAAAUGAAAUCGACAAAAUACAUCAAAUUCUGUACAUUCUUUUCCCUCUAUUUAUUGUGACAAUAUCGACAAAUAAAAGUUGUGAUUAAUCCAACUGAAAUAUUCAAUUUUUUCUGUUAUCACAUACUUUGAUUGUACUGUACUAAGGGAAUGUUUCCUUGGUGGUCCCAUACAACACAACCUUAUACAACAAA
This is a messenger RNA of Phycodurus eques (leafy seadragon), 3911 nucleotides long. RefSeq names its product solute carrier family 24 member 1 (gene slc24a1). Lineage: Eukaryota; Metazoa; Chordata; Actinopteri; Syngnathiformes; Syngnathidae. Gene Ontology annotation, biological process: long-term synaptic depression; long-term synaptic potentiation; intracellular calcium ion homeostasis. The coding region runs from base 256 to 2307 and encodes 683 amino acids. The transcript has 10 exons. Gene Ontology annotation, molecular function: calcium channel activity; calcium, potassium:sodium antiporter activity. Gene Ontology annotation, cellular component: membrane. The record is from RefSeq and is a predicted model, not a curated record.